GGUUUUGCCGAAUCUGCAGCCUCCAGCAGCCAGGUUGGGAGCACAAUCGGGAUUGCCCUCGGCAGUGUCAGCGUGUUUGUCAUCAUUAUUGUUGCCAUUAUGAUGCUGAAACAUAACAAGUCCAGGCAGUCCGUGUCUCACGGUUAUGUUGAGGUCAACCCAUCUGCAUCCCCAGAAGAAAAACACCUGGCAAACAUGCAGAUGAAUGGUUAUGAAAACCCCACAUACAAGUACUUUGAGGUACAGCACAAUCCCAAAGCCUAA
Messenger RNA from Candidula unifasciata, 264 nucleotides. Lineage: Eukaryota; Metazoa; Mollusca; Gastropoda; Stylommatophora; Geomitridae. The record is from the annotation of a GenBank genome assembly.